Molecule: messenger RNA, 1047 nt
Organism: Aspergillus versicolor CBS 583.65
Lineage: Eukaryota; Fungi; Ascomycota; Eurotiomycetes; Eurotiales; Aspergillaceae
Exons: 3
Coding region: 90-926 (278 amino acids)
Source: RefSeq, a predicted model, not a curated record
UAUCUUGCACUCUAGAUCCUUUACAUCCGGCCUGAAGCACGAGUAUCUAUGUUGCUGGAUUAGGCAUAGUUGUCGCAUGAUAUUCGAAAAUGGAUUCGGCCCCGCAGGUGCAGGUUGGUGGAACUGAAGAUGCAGUGCGGAGCACGCAAACUUUAGUCGAUGCAGAGAUGACGCCGGCUCCAAGCGCAGGAAAUGACGGUCAAACAGAACAGACACAAGGCGUUUCUUUGCCAGAUGCGCAACCAACAGAAGAACCGCAGCCCCCAAAAUUGCUUCACUUCCUUGAUUUCUUGACAUCACCAAUUGUCGAGCUUAUUGUUGGAAGCGACGAUAAAAAGACUGCCAUGACUGCCCACCAGAGUUUACUGUUGGAAUCGCCUUUGCUAUCCGAGCAGGUUAAAGCAUUUGGUGAAGGUCCGCGCCGGGUUGAGCUCCCUUAUGAGGACGUCGAAGCGUUUGGCUAUUUCCUACAGUAUCAAUAUACACGAGACUAUGCACCUUCACAACCACAAACCGCUGAUGGAGCAGAUGAUACUGGCGAACAGCUCCUCAAACAUGCUCGUGUAUACACUCUGGCAGAGAAACUGGGUAUUCCUGCCCUGAAGUCCCUUGCGCAUUCUAAGAUACAUCGCAUCAACAGUACCUCGCGCGGCGAAUUGGCCUAUGCCCGCUAUGUAUAUGCAAAUACGGCGCCCGAUGAUAUUACUAUUCGCAAGCCCGUGUCGAACUUUUGGGGUAUGAGGAGCCAUGUCUUGCGCCAUGAAGCGGCCGAAGACUUUAAGCAGCUAUGUCUCGAUGUUCCGCAGUUUUGUUUUGACGUCCUGACCGUGGUCCUGGACCAAAAAGAGAAACGCGCACAGGACCGAGCAGAGACAGAAUCUGGAGUGAAGGGGAGUGGAAGGAAGCGACUUCGCAGUGGCCUGUAGGCGGCACAAACUGGAUUGUCGAUAAGAGACUCGCAAUUUGGGGCGUACUUAUCAACGGAUCGAUCCAUCGUCAUUUGUAAUCUUCUUGUCACCGAGCCCAACCUCCUACCUCCGCUUUUCU